Biomphalaria glabrata is the source of this 719-nucleotide messenger RNA. RefSeq lists its product as uncharacterized. The transcript is spliced from 3 exons. The record is from RefSeq and is a predicted model, not a curated record. NCBI's taxonomy places the organism in Eukaryota, Metazoa, Mollusca, Gastropoda, Planorbidae. Bases 77 to 601 code for a protein of 174 amino acids.
UAGACCAGUCUGUUCAACGAGAAUUGCAGACCCGACUGGCAGCCUAAACACGCAAUAGCUGACCUCGAGCCAUGUCAUGGUGGGGAAACAGAAGGGGGUGGGGAGCCCACAAUCGUGUCAGACUAGAAAAACCACAAUAAAUAACAUUGCGACUUUUAACAGCCUACCAGUGCGUAUGAGAGGGGCGGACUGGCUAUAUUGGCAUUCGGGCAAAUGCACGGUGGGCCGGUACCUAACUGGGCCGGUUGGUCAGUCCUCCUGGGGCCCAGGCAAUGUUUCACAGCCGUUAGAGGAGACUAUUAGGCCAAAAAGGAAGCAAAACAGAACCCAAGUUAAAGGUGUUAAAGGACGGACAAAAUUGCACUGGUGGGGAGAGAAGAAAGCCCCAACAACCAUGUCACUAUCCACACAUCGUUCCUCAAGGGGCCGAUUUAUGGUAGACAUCCGCACGGCUAACGUGGUCCAGAUAAGGAAUAUACAAGAGUUUCCUUGGUGUACUCUGCCUUCGCCUCUAACCCGAGAGCCAUCGUUAAUAGGAUGUAACACAUUACAUCUGCUUGAGUACCUUCCACGCAGAACAGUUGUGCAGAUAGGCCGAUGAAAGGAAGCUUCCACGGGUCCAGGAUUCUAAAAAUCUUUGACUGAACUCUUUGGGACAAUUACAAAUAAAUUGAUCAAAUAAAUAAAUAAAUAAAAUAAUGGUUGGUUAAUUCUAUGAA